Molecule: messenger RNA, 1686 nt
Organism: Triticum dicoccoides
Lineage: Eukaryota; Viridiplantae; Streptophyta; Magnoliopsida; Poales; Poaceae
Product: FCS-Like Zinc finger 8-like
Exons: 2
Coding region: 488-1402 (304 amino acids)
Source: RefSeq, a predicted model, not a curated record
CCCCGUGGCCGUGGCCGUGGGAGGAGCUGCCACUUCCCCGGGGUAAAAAUGGAUCGGGAGACUCCGCGCCCCCCACCCGUAUAAAUACACAGACCCACUACCAGCAACCGCAAGCCAAGCCCGACGGCUUUCCGGCGGUUUUUGCGGCGGCCGAGUGCUCAUCCGUGGGCGGUUUCCGGCGGAUUUUGUGCUCUCCUCUCCUGGUUCUCCUCGGCCACCUACCUCGGCAAGCAUUUCCUUGCCCACAACUGCCCUGCUAGUCUUCCACCUCGCGCCCCGCUCGACUUAAGAACGAGACUCUGGUCCCUGGCAGAGCCUGGAUCGAGGCGAAUGCGCUGGGAGCGGCGGCGGCCAUUGUAGUUGGAGCAGCGGUCCCGGCUCGAUCCGGCCGUCCGAGGACGUUGCUUUCCGGUGAGCUUUUGGCCCGUCGCUGAUUAUUCUUUAAAGCUACACAACAAAAGCUUGCGCGGCAGUUGCCGUCUUUUCCAUGGUUGGUCCUUGGUCAUGGCCUGCCUGCUCCACAGGUGCUCCGUCCGUCCGUCCGCCCGAGGGGAUGCUGCGCAACAGAUCGAGGAGAGCGGUUGGUGCCGGAGGCGGGGGCGGAGGAGGUCUGAUGCCUCAACCUGAGCCCCUCGCCGCCGCCGCUGCUCAGUCUUCUUCUACUUCCCCGAGGCCGUACAUGGCGCUGCCGCAGGCCGGGUUCCUGGACGGCGCGGAGCAGGGGCCGUCCUCCUCCAUGAGCCCCACCUCCAUUCUCGAGACCAAGCAGUUCUGCUGCUCCGCCCUGCCGCCCUUCCUCUCGGAGAGAAGCCUCAGGAAGGCGCACAUGGAGAUGGCUGCUCCGGAGCCGGCAAGCGUCGGCCUCGCCGACGUGCUCCGGGAGCACGGCGACGCCAAGGCCGGCGGCCGCAAGGUGGUGUUCGGCUCGCAGCUCAGGAUCCAGGUCCCGUCCGGCAGGGCCGCAGAGCUGGUGUCCUCCCCGAUAGAGUUCGGCGUCAAGAACCGGGACGCCGUGCUGUCCCCGGCCAGGAGGUUCCUGCCGGAGGUCGUGAGCUCGCCCACCGCCCGGGUGUUCGCCGCCGGCGUCGCCCCCGGGGAAGCGGCCAUGUCGGAGGACUACACGUGCGUCAUCUCCCGCGGCCCCAACCCGAGGACCAGGCACAUCUUCGACGACUGCAUAGUCGAGAGCUGCGGGGAUGCGCUCGUCGACAAGGCGGACAGCGGACCGGGCGGCGACGCCGUGCCGGCGAGCGGUUCCUUGAGCUCUUGCCAUGCAUGCCGCAGGCAACUUGCAGGGCAUGCCAAUGAUACCUUCAUCCAUCGGGGUGGCAGAGCAUUCUGCAGCGACGAGUGCCGGUACCAGGAAAUGAUCUUCGACGAGGCGGUGGACAACCUGCGCUAGCUAGCUAAACGGGCGAGGGACGGUGUGUUUCACAAGAGAAUUUCAUUUCAGUGGAGGAGAAGGCAUGCAUGAUGGCCCUGAAUAACCGAGAUGGGAAUUAUUAUUUUCCAUUUUUAGUUUCUUCUCGACUUUGCAAGACGUGCUGGAUGAUGAUUUUUGGUCAUGGAGAACAGAAUGAUUUUUGGUCUUUUGCCGCGGAUUAAAAGACCUUUGCCCUCUGAAUCACUGAAAGAUGUUCGACGUUCUAGUUAAACGAAAUGAAAUUCGAUGCCAGUGUUCUAUCC